Scutellospora calospora is the source of this 2051-nucleotide messenger RNA. The record is from the annotation of a GenBank genome assembly. NCBI's taxonomy places the organism in Eukaryota, Fungi, Glomeromycota, Glomeromycetes, Diversisporales, Gigasporaceae.
AAAGACAAAAGAAACUUCUUAUAGGAAACAAUACAAUACAAGUAUGGGAUGAAAAAAAACUUGAUUUUAUUUGUAUCAUAAAUAAAAACCCGAAUGAACCGGAAGAACCGCAUGAAAAAUUUCAAGUUAUAAAAAUUAGACAUGGUCCAAAUAAAUUUGAUAUUAUUUUGAAAGAGAGAAAUAAUGACAAAGAUAUCCGGGUAAAAAUAGAACAUGAGGAUGAUAUUAUCAACAUUGUAAGGAAUGCAAUCGAUGCUCUUAAAUAUCUAGAUACUCAAAGUAAAUCCGUUAACCUUGCUGUUGGUGGUAAACGUUCAACAUUUAACGAUAUAGUUGGACAAACACGAAACAUUGUUAAAAGAUUUAUUACUCUAUAUCCGAAUUCCUGGAGACUAUUAGAUUUUCGUUAUAAUAACAAAAAUUCAUCGGAUUAUGAUCCUGAAAAAUGUAUCUCACAAAUCCUUAAUGUGAUUACAGCAAAUAACGCCGAUGAAAGUAAUAUGAAAACUAAAUUAAAAAGCAUUAUAUCGAAACACAGUUCAAAAAUUUAUGAAAACGCUGAACAAAAUCGUCCUCUCCAUUCGUGGCUAGUUCCAUUAGACAGUCUUAUACCUGAUUAUCAAAAAAAUAUUAAAAGUAAAGAAGAAAAAAAACCUACUAAAGAAAUCCAUAUAGAUAUAACAAUGCUUACAUAUUUUCUGGAAUAUUAUUCUAACAAUGCGAUGGAUAACAUUGGAUGGAUGAGAAUUGUGGCUGAAGUCAUACCAGUAUUGUAUGAAAUGAAGUAUGGCGACAAGAAUUAUGGAUGGUAUGCUCAAGAAUUUUUUUACAAGACUUGUUUCGGUGCAAAAAGUCUAGAUUUUUCUUCGUUAAAGUUUCAUGAGGUUAAGAAAAGUUCCAAAAAUUCUUUAAAAGUUUUUAUACCUAUUACACAACUCGUUCCUCAUGAUACCGAUUUAGUACUUAAAAAUAUCAGUGAUGAUGAAAUUCCUUACAUUAGAAUGGUACCUUUAGUUGAUUUCACAACGAAUAAAGAUAAUCUACCGGCACCAACUCAAAUUAAAAAGUAUUUAAUAAAGUUGUUCUUACCUGGAAAGUAUUCAUCUAUUAAAAAUGAGGAUUAUAGUUAUUUUAUUAGACUUUUAAAAGUAAUAGAAGAGGAUGAUUCGUUUUAUGACAGUCCUUCAAUGGAGGCCAUAAUGAAUUGGAUGUGGUAUUCUUCUAAAUAUCAUUGGCAUCACACUUUACAUAUUUAUGUCGUAUACCUUUUAUCAUAUUCUAUUAUUUCCUGGGCAUAUGUUGCUCAUCUCGAGGUGUUUCAGUUUAGUUUUCAUGGGAAGCAAUAUGCAUUAGAUUUAUUCAAUUGGAUGGAUAAUAUUGCUAUUUUUUUACCUUUUAUCCUCUCCAAUUAUUUUUUAAUGGGUUUUUAUAGUAUGGAGAAUGGUUUUAAAAAUUCCACAACUACUCAAGUCAGUGUUUUUCUCACUUUUAUGAGUAUUUUGUUUCUUUGGUACGAGUUGGGACAUGCGCUAUUUGUUCUUCUUGGAUAUCCAGAAUACAUAUCACUAAGUCAAGCACCAGAUACUUAUGAUGUCGUUGAUCCUGAUUUAAAUUCUAAUGAAUCACUUUAUACCAUGGUUGGUGAAGUACCAGAUAAUCCAUUUUCCAAUCUAUUUAGUUCUAUAAUUGCAGUCUAUAAUUGGGAUUCAAUUCCUAACGCUUUUUCAAAUGCAGAAAGAGACAGUAGGCGCGGUGUACUUCGACUUCAAAAAGAAUUAAUUUACGAUUAUGCUUGUCUAGAAGGUUCUUCUUUAACCUCUAAAACAAAUAAUUUUGAUACUCUAUUUAAGGAUAAAUUAAAUGUAAGAUAUAUAUGUUUUUUGGAUGAACCUGAUCUUACAAAUACAUGGAAUGAAAAAUCAAUAGAAUUAGGUUCAAGAUGGUUAAAUACAUAUAGUUUUAGUUCUGUUACCGAAAAAUCCGAGCCUGACUUAAAUAUUGAUGAAAUUGAUUUUAUUUGGACUUGGAAAGGCAAGAAAGGCAAGAAAUAA